CUGCUCUGGGUACUGAAGCACUGUUUUUUCUCAUCAGUUCAUCACAGACCGCUCCUCUUCGCUCUCGUCCUCCUCAGAGACAAACGUAAAAGAAAACAUGGGCAAAAUCAACGGCUGCCUGAAGUGUGUUUUUAUCUUCUUCAAUGUGUUGUUUGGGAUCCUCGGAUGUUUGCUGAUUUAUUCGGCGGUGAGGGCGACCGCCUCCUCCAUCCAGAUGUCAACGUUUGGUGGCCCGGGCGUAGGCUGGAUUUGGGUGAUUGCCCUCGGAGUCUUCGGCAUGUCCGCUCUGGGAAUCUUUGCAGCUUGCUCUGAGAACAGCCUCGCUCUCAAAAUAUUUGCAGGUUUCAUGGUGGCUGGAAUGAUCGUCAUGCUGAUCUUUGGGACCAUUGUGGCAGUUGUGAGAAACAAGGUAAAAGACACCAUAGAGCAUGGAGCCAAGGAAUUUGUCAAUCCUAUAAUGGAAAACGAAGAUUCCAGAGCCUUGCUUGAAUCCCUGCAAGGACCUUUCCAGUGCUGUGGCGUAGCUAGUGCUGAGGACUGGGGUUCAGCCAUUCCUGACUCCUGUGGCUGCAUGCCUGAUUACAGCAGCAUAUCUAACUGCAAACCCAGACCUCAGGGUUCCUCUGGACCAGCCCUGAUCUAUUCGCAGCCCUGCAGUCUUGCUUUAUUCAGCAUAGCAGACUUAGUCUUCAAGGUGACGAUGGGCUUCCUGUUUGGAUUUGCAGUCACAGCAGUAAUGGGUCUACUCUUCUCCAUUGUCAUGAUUCGCCAGGUCACGCAGCAUUAAAAUGCUGGUAGACCAUCUGCUGCGUUGAAGGGCAUCUUAAGUUGACUUUUUGACCUCUAACGUCUGUAACAUAACUAGAGGACUGAUUGGUUAAUAACUUCUUGUCAUUGUGUGUGAACCACUUAAGUAAAGGAAGCUUUGUUAUUCAUUUGUGAAGUGAAGUCUGUGUUUUUGUUUCCACAACGAAGUUGUUCAUAUAAUCCCGAGUGUCUCCAGAAAUCUUGUUAUGCAGAUAGAUGACAAUAAGUCAGAAAUGUGGCUUGAAUGUGAAUCACUUCUUUCAAAAUACAAAAUAAAGAGCAGAAUAAGGUUUUAGUUUUUUGUACGAAACAUUUCAUUUUGGCUUGCAAUCUGUAAUCUGGUAAUCAUUUCCUUUUCUGCGUGAUACUGGGUUGUCCAACAGUUUCACCAUUACUGCUGUUGUUGUAAUCGUAAACUUGUUUUUAUUAGAACUAUAUUAAAGCUGUUUUAAAGGGAAAUCUGACCUCCAACUCAGAUUAAACUAUACAGAUGUAAAACCUA
Messenger RNA from Nothobranchius furzeri (turquoise killifish), 1309 nucleotides. Its product is annotated as tetraspanin-8. Gene Ontology annotation, cellular component: plasma membrane. The record is from RefSeq and is a predicted model, not a curated record. Lineage: Eukaryota; Metazoa; Chordata; Actinopteri; Cyprinodontiformes; Nothobranchiidae.